AUGUCACCCAAGGAGCUCUUCACGGUGCCCAUCGCGCCCUGCGACCCGCACCCGGGCGGCUCCAUCGUCGCGACCCAGCCCUACCCGGCCGUCUACCUGCUCACCUUCUCGUCCCCCUCGGACAACCGGCUGACGACGCCCUUCUGCGCCGCCAUGCUCCGGGCCCUCGACCUGAUCGAGUUCGGCGACUACGGGCCCCCCGGCGUCGUCGUCACCACCUCGGCCAUCCCCAAGUUCUACUCCAACGGGCUCGACCUCGACCACGCGCAGGACAACGCGCCGGGGUACUGGACCGGGGCGCUCUACCCGCUCUUCCGCCGCUUCCUGGCCUACCCGAUGCCCACCGUCGCCCUCGUCAACGGCCACGCCUUCGCCGGCGGCGCCAUGCUCGCCAUGCACCACGACUACCGCGUCAUGAACCCGGCCAAGGGCUUCCUGUGCCUCAACGAGCUCGACUUUGGCGCCCCGCUCAAGGCGCCCAUGGCCGGCGUCUUCCGCCUCAAGGUCGCCGACCCGGCCGUCUACCGGCGCGUCGUGCUCGAGGCCCACCGCUUCCCCGGCCCGCAGGCCCUCGAGGCCGGGCUCGUCGACGCGCUCGGCGGCCUCGACGACGGCGUCAUGGCGCAGCUCGUCGGGCCCCGCGGGCUCGUCGCCAAGGGCCGCACGGGCGUCUACGGCUUCCUCAAGAUGCAGAUGUACCGCGAGCAGCUGGGCUACCUGACCGCCGCCGGGUUCGACGCCGACGAGGCGCGCGACGCCGCGCUGCUCGCGCUCGAGGACGAGAGGAUCGACAAGGGCAAGGAGGCCGUCGCCAGGUGGAAGGCCGAGGCGGCGGCGGGCGGCGAGGCGCCCAAGGCCAAGCUGUGA
This is a messenger RNA of Thyridium curvatum, 867 nucleotides long. RefSeq lists its product as uncharacterized. Gene Ontology annotation, cellular component: peroxisome. Lineage: Eukaryota; Fungi; Ascomycota; Sordariomycetes; Thyridiales; Thyridiaceae. The transcript has a single exon. The record is from RefSeq and is a predicted model, not a curated record. Gene Ontology annotation, molecular function: enoyl-CoA hydratase activity; delta(3)-delta(2)-enoyl-CoA isomerase activity. Gene Ontology annotation, biological process: fatty acid beta-oxidation. The coding region runs from base 1 to 867 and encodes 288 amino acids.